This is a messenger RNA of Dioscorea cayenensis subsp. rotundata (Guinea yam), 1077 nucleotides long. RefSeq names its product CRAL-TRIO domain-containing protein YKL091C. The coding region runs from base 207 to 977 and encodes 256 amino acids. The record is from RefSeq and is a predicted model, not a curated record. NCBI's taxonomy places the organism in Eukaryota, Viridiplantae, Streptophyta, Magnoliopsida, Dioscoreales, Dioscoreaceae. The transcript has 6 exons.
CUUUUCAAGAUUGAGAGUCGUUAAUGAUGAAGACAUUAAGCAGAGAGAGAUAGGCUUCUUCUCUGACUGCAUUAAAAGUGUGCUCCAACUGCCACAUCUCUUUGUGUGUGUGUGUGUGUGUGUGUUCCUGUGAGUAUAAUAACUAUAAAGAGAAGAGAGCUUGGUGGGCUUUUUGUUCAUCAUCACUGAGUAGGUAGUUGGUGGUAAUGGAUUCAGGAGCUAAUGAUGAUGCAUCAAGAGAAGUGAGUGUAUUGGAUGAAGAAGAAGACACUGAUGAGUGGAAGAAGGUGGCCUUGAUGAGGGCCUUUGUUGAGAAACAAGACUCAGCAGCCAAGGAAGAGGAUGAUUAUAUGCUGAGAAGAUUUCUGAGAGCAAGAGAACUUGAUUUGGACAAAGCAUCAAACCUGUUUCUCAAGUACCUCAAAUGGAAGAAGGAGAACAUUCCUAAAGGUUUCAUUUCUGAAUCAGAGGUGCAGAAUGAAAUUAGUCACAAGAAGAUGUUCAUGCAAGGACUCGAUAAAAAAGGUCGGCCUAUAGGCGUUGCGCUUGCAGUAAAACACUACUCCUCGAAACGAGACCUCGAGGAAUUCAAGCGUUUUGUUGUGUAUAUUCUUGGGAAAUUAUGUGACAGGAUGCCAAGAGGACAAGAGAAGUUCACUGUCAUUGGAGACCUUCAAGGAUGGGGUUAUUCAAACUGUGAUAUUAGAGCUUAUCUUGCUGCUUUGGAUAUCUUGCAGAAUAACUACCCUGAAAGGCUUGGCAAGGUGUACCUGGUUCAUGUGCCGUAUCUUUUCAUGAAGGCAUAUAAGAUUAUAUACCCAUUCAUCGACAAAAGAACUAGGGAAAAGAUCAUCUUCGUCGAGGAUAAAAACUUGAAGGAAACUCUGCUGGAAGACAUUGAUGAGGACCAGCUUCCGGAGAUUUAUGGUGGAAAAGCUCCUUUGGUUCCAAUUGAAGAAUCUUUAACUGCUGAAUAGCUGUUAAAAACAAUAUUUACAUAUAUGAAAAUUAUUUAUUUUCAGCGAAAUCCUUGUAUUAGUUCAAUAAUAACAAUUUAAAAGGCUUCACCUUUUUUCA